Labeo rohita (rohu) is the source of this 2196-nucleotide messenger RNA. It is a transcript of the gene snapc1b, whose product is annotated as small nuclear RNA activating complex, polypeptide 1b. The transcript has 10 exons. Gene Ontology annotation, biological process: snRNA transcription by RNA polymerase II; snRNA transcription by RNA polymerase III. The record is from RefSeq and is a predicted model, not a curated record. Lineage: Eukaryota; Metazoa; Chordata; Actinopteri; Cypriniformes; Cyprinidae. The coding region runs from base 105 to 1166 and encodes 353 amino acids. Gene Ontology annotation, molecular function: sequence-specific DNA binding. Gene Ontology annotation, cellular component: snRNA-activating protein complex.
ACAAACAGGCAGCAUGCGAGUGAGACGGGAACACAAACAACACGUUUAAUGCGAGUUUUAUCUUAUUUUAAAACAUGAAUGAGUUUUAAUAAUUGUUUGUGGUGAUGGAUCAUUUUAGGGAACCGGUAAAAGCAGACUGCGAAGAACUCCUGGGUCGUUUUCAAGCGACCGAGUCAGUUCGGUACGAGCAGUUUGUACAGAUCUGGAAAGACAUGGACUUCAGCAGCAUCUUCCAUGGUAAACCGGAGCUAAAUGAGAGAAGACGUUUUGCUCGUCUGAUUCUGUCCGUGGUGUCUCCCUACUUCUUACCCCCCUACACUUUCCAGAUCAGAGUGGGGGGCCUUUAUCUGCUGUACGGCCUCUUCAACACACAACUCGCCACUCCCAGAGAAAAGAUCCGCAUUGCUCUGAAGGACUGGAAUGAUGUUACGCAGUUUCAAAAGGAUGCAGUGAAUGCUCAACAUUAUGAUGUGGUUUAUGUCUUCAGAAAGCUCCUGUCAGAUAAAGCUUUCUACUUCACUGCCAUGCCAACACCGCUCAAUUUCAGAAUAAAGAGGGAAGAUGGAAAGAGAAGGAAAAUCUGUGAAGAAUUUGUUGAUCCGCCAUCACGUCCUCAGGAACUCGUCACCACAGAUGUGCUGGAGGAAAUUGCAAAUAUCCACGAGCAUUAUGAGGGUCUGAAGAAAGCCACUUUCACUGAACCAGACCCAAACUUGGACAUUGUACAACAAAACCUGGUUCCUAAACUAAACAGUACCAUCCUCACUUAUUGCAACUGGCAGAUAAAUCAUACAAAAUCUGAGCAGCAGGAUGCUGGAGAGGGACCUUCAAAUCAAGAAAGCUCCAGCAGAGCUCGGCUGUUAGCGUCGAUCAAAUCCAAAUCAUAUGGACAAGUUAUAGAGGCCUCCAAGUCCCGACGUCACAGACAAACAGAGUUGGUUUCAGAAGCUGCACCAGACAUUUCACAAAAGGUGUCAUCAAAAAAGAAAAGAUUUCCAUCACUUAAAACACGCACUCAGUUACGCUUCAAAACUCAGGAAAGUGAGGGUGAGGUUUCGAAUUUGACCCGGCUGUGGUGUUUGACUGCAGUGAAAGAAGAGAAGGAACCAGAAAAAAAGAAGAAGAAAUUCAACUGGAACCCUGACAAGAGCAGUGAUCCCACUUAGUAUUAAGCACCACCAUCUGGAUGGAGUGUGAUUGGCGGGCAUCCCAGUGUUAAAAGCUAGUGUGAUCUGUGCCUUGAGCUCUGGUUUCAUUUGAUUUGUUUUAUCAUGUAAUUUUAAACGUUGCUGCUUUUGGGUUAGAAGGCCAGUGUAUGUAAGUUGCUUUUAUUAUUAUACAUUUUUUAUAUUUUAAUAUUGCGCAUCAGAAUAUUUGUGGCAAAAAUACAUUUUAGAUAAUUGUUCUUAUAAAAAAUCUGUUUACAGUUCUCUGAUAGUUUUUGCAGUAACAUGUUAUUAAGCAGUUAUUUAAAAUAAGUAGUUUUUAAAUAUGUUAAUGUUGUUGUUUUAAAUGAUGUUAACAAUUUUAUAAUUCAAAAUGUUUGACUCUCCUUCUUUUCUUUAUUUUUUAUAUCAGUCCACAUUCCUUAUGUUGUAUUUUUGCCAGCUAAUACAUCUCACACACACUGAGAAAAGAGUUGUGUGGUCUUUUAUAUGCAUGUGGUCCAGUUCUUUUUAACCUGAAGGUUUUAUUGAUGUACACAAUCGGCUGCUUGAUUUUAAUCAAUAUGUUUUAUCACUUCCAAUCCUAGCAUUUCUCUCCCUCGCUCAUUCGUGCCUCAGCCAGCGUGGAGUCGCCUGAUAAUUUAGAUCUGCAGCACAGUCAAGAUUUACGUAUUUUGCACCUAAUAGGCCGUAGCUUUUAAGAUGAAUUCAAUAAAUCCAAAUCAUAUUGACUGAUUGCACAUAAAGAUUAGAUUUAUUUCUCUCUGUGCUUGCUGGGGACAUAAGACACAUAAGCAGUGUAGGGACAGAGUCGCUGUUUGCUAAAUAUGUGCAUAUAUAUGGUGUUUUCAAGUUCUGGUCCUGGAGAUUGAUUGAGAAUUAUGCUUACAAUAAUGAAUGCUAUGUGUAAACACUCUUAAAGAACACUUUACAUAUGCUUUAUUUACUGUCUCCUGUAACAAUAUGUGACCCUGGACCACAAAACUAGUCUUUAGGAGCACUAUUUGUAGCAAUAGCCAAAAAUGCAUUG